ACACAAACCCGCUAUGUGAAUGCGCGCCUCCAUGUUUGGAAACUGACGUUUAUUUUAUUUACAGUGGCACACAUUGCACUGAAAUACCUUGAAGCUUUGCUUCAUUGUGUGUGCAAUAAGCAAAUCAAGAUGGAAAAGAAGUGGGGCAGCAACAGAAGUGUAGAUUUGAAGAGAAUGUGCCCUCAGCAAAAGGCUCGAUACCUAGCUUAUGCUGAGCCCUCUAAAGAGAUACAAGCCUGGAUGGCAGCUUGUCACAAACGCAUCCACUCUAGACUUGCUCACGAGAGAGAGAAAGCAUGGCGGAAAAAUCCUCUUCAAGACCUGGAUUCAAAAUUGCACCAGGACACACUUAUUGGCCAAUUAAAAGCAGCCGAAGCAAGGAAUAGGAUUCGACAGAUGACGCUACACUGUCAUAACUUGAAGAUGCAGGAAAUUAACCUGAUGAUUUCAAGCCAGGCCAGCGUGCAGAGUGCUGUGCGCCUAGAGCUGCUCCUGGCAAAGGAGAAACAGAGGAUUAAUGCAGACAGCCUGGACCAGCUACAGAGACGGAGAGUAGAGGAAAUUCUCGAGGAUGAAAAGGGCCUAACCAUAAACAGAAGAUAAGUGGAGGCAUAAAGGGAACUAUAUCCACAUUUCCAAUCAAUGCCAUUAAAAUUGUGAAAUACAGAAACAAUAUUAUCUAUGCAUUCCCUGAUUCCAUUUUUAUAAUAGAUGGCAGAAACAUGCAUUAAUAUUUUAGUAUGUGUGAAUACUGCUGAUGGACUGCAUAAACACUGUAAACCAAUGCAAUUGCUCCUGUUCUCUGCAUCACAACUUUAUUGAAAAAUACAGUUAUGUACUCAAGUGGUAUGUAACAUGAUAUCACAGUAGGUAAUUAUGUUCUAAACUGGGUUCAGAAAAACAGGAAUGUUGUGAUUAUACUGUAAUUUGAUGUCCGAUUAAAUGUUGAACAAUAUGC
Ictalurus punctatus (channel catfish) is the source of this 958-nucleotide messenger RNA. Its product is annotated as protein LKAAEAR1. Lineage: Eukaryota; Metazoa; Chordata; Actinopteri; Siluriformes; Ictaluridae. The transcript is spliced from 4 exons. Bases 130 to 603 code for a protein of 157 amino acids. The record is from RefSeq and is a predicted model, not a curated record.